UUUAAGCCCCCCUUGAUCUUUUACGCUCUCCAGUCGACAAAAGGCAAAAAACAUCUGGGCUUCAAAAUAUCUCGCUCCUAUUCACCGCGUGAACAGUUGUAAGUUGCGCUGUGAGUGAUUUAGUACACAAUUGUUUGUUUAUAACCGACAAACAUGCCGCCGAAAACAAGUGGAAAAGCCGCCAAGAAAUCGGGCAAGGCCCAAAAGAACAUCUCCAAGUCUGAUAAGAAAAAGAAGAAGCACAAGAGGAAGGAGAGCUACGCCAUCUACAUUUACAAAGUGCUCAAACAAGUGCACCCCGACACCGGUAUAUCGAGCAAGGCCAUGUCUAUCAUGAAUUCGUUCGUCAACGACAUCUUCGAACGUAUCGCGGCUGAGGCCUCCCGUCUCGCCCACUACAACAAGCGCUCUACCAUAACAUCAAGGGAGGUGCAGACAUCCGUGAGACUGCUACUGCCCGGUGAAUUAGCCAAGCACGCCGUCAGUGAAGGCACAAAGGCCGUCACCAAAUACACCAGCUCGAAGUGAGCUGACUGAAGCCCAUCGGUUGUGCAGAAUAUACAACAACCACAAAUAUAUUUGACAAUAUGUAUAUUAUGUUACAUUGAGUACAUAAUUUACAUUUCAAAGGCCCUUUUCAGGGCCACAAAACGCAUCGAAUUUAAUUUCUGUUUC
Molecule: messenger RNA, 675 nt
Organism: Papilio machaon (common yellow swallowtail)
Lineage: Eukaryota; Metazoa; Arthropoda; Insecta; Lepidoptera; Papilionidae
Product: histone H2B
Exons: 1
Coding region: 154-528 (124 amino acids)
Cellular component (GO): nucleosome
Molecular function (GO): structural constituent of chromatin; protein heterodimerization activity; DNA binding
Source: RefSeq, a predicted model, not a curated record